Molecule: messenger RNA, 4599 nt
Organism: Brettanomyces bruxellensis
Lineage: Eukaryota; Fungi; Ascomycota; Pichiomycetes; Pichiales; Pichiaceae
Exons: 1
Coding region: 1-4599 (1532 amino acids)
Biological process (GO): transmembrane transport
Cellular component (GO): membrane
Molecular function (GO): ATP hydrolysis activity; ABC-type transporter activity; ATP binding
Source: RefSeq, a predicted model, not a curated record
AUGAGUGCUUUUUGGAACGAUAUUAGCACUCAGAUUGUGGAUUCUUCGGAGAUUAUUGGCCAUUCAUCUUCAAAUGGUACUUUCUUAAAAAGCCCAAUCUGCUCCUGCUAUGACAACGGCGGAUACUCUAUCAUUUCACCUAUAAACGAUAUUUCGCCAUGUUUUAUUAAUGGUAUCCUUACAAAUUUAUUAUCGGUUGCAAUCAUAGUUCAUGGCUCAAUAGAAAUACAUAGAUUGCGUCAGAAGAGAAACAUAAGUGCAAGAUCCUCGUCAUUUUUUGGCAUUAAAUGCAUCUUAAUUGCUUUACAGGUUAUGCUUCAGCUACUGAUCUGUCUAUACUACCCAAAGGUUACUUCUUAUCCUUUGAAUGUAACCUUUUUGAAUGAUAUACAGUGGUGGUCGACGCUUGGCACUUGCUUGUCUUUAUUGAUAGUUAGCGCACUUUCAUACAUUGAGAAUUACAAGUCUUUCAUUGCCUCCACCGCAUUAAUUAACUUCUGGUUGGUAUACGCUAUUUUGAACUUUUUCCGCAUAAUUAAUGUGUAUCUUCGAAAAACAACAACUGCUAUGACUUUCUUAAUAUGGGCUACCGGUAUAAAUACUAUUCUGAUUCUUGUGUUGGAGAUUACUGAAUCUCCAAGACCUAUUUUAAAGCCGGAGGAGUAUAAUCCAGUGGAAAAUGCCAACAUAUUCAGUCGUAUUACUUUUGAAUGGCUGACACCUUUAAUGAGUAAGGGUUAUCACAAGUAUCUCGAACAGAAAGAUCUACCUAUGCUGCCAAGUGCUUUGAAAUCAAGAAACUUGUUCAACUCUUUGUACGAGAAUUGGAAAAGUGAGAUUAAUAAAGGAAGCGCACCUUCUUUGGCAAAGGCUCUUUGGAAAUCAUUUGGCGGUCAAUUCAUGUUUGCCGGUAUUUUCAAACUCAUUCAGGAUUGUAUCGCCUUCAUUCAGCCACAAUUUUUGAAAAAAUUGAUCCAAUUUGUUGAUGAUUACUCUAAGGAUCAUAGCAUUCCUCUUACCAGAGGCUUUAUGAUUGUUGUUGGAAUGUUUGGUGUUUCUGUCAUUCAGACUGCGGCUUUACAUCAAUAUUUUGAGAGGGUGUUCGACACAGGCAUUAAAGUGAAGUCAUCUUUAAACUGUCUUAUUUAUCAGAAGGCCUUGACCUUGUCUGCGGAGGCCAAACAAAAGAAAAGUACAGGCGAUAUUGUCAACUUGAUGUCUGUUGAUACUCAACGUUUACAGGAGUUAUGCAGGAAUCUGCAACUCAUUUGGUCUGGACCUUUUCAAAUAAUACUUUGCUUGCUCUCUCUCUACAAGUUGAUUGGAAAUGCCAUGUGGGUUGGUGUUUUUAUCAUGGUGAUAAGCGUGCCCUUGAAUACCUUCCUAUUUGGUAUCCUCAAGAGUUUGCAGAAGAGGCAGAUGAAAAUCAAGGAUGAGAGAACUGGACUUAUUUCCGAAAUCCUUAACAACAUCAAGUCUUUGAAGUUGUAUGCCUGGGAAAUUCCGUUCAGGAAGAAGCUGACUUACGUGAGAAAUGAGAAAGAACUCAAGAACUUGAAGAAAAUCGGUGUGUGCCAGGCAUGCAACCAAUUUGUUUUCAAAUCGGCUCCUCAUCUAGUCAGCACUGCAUCAUUUGGACUUUUCCUAUGGAAGUACAGCUCACGCCCAUUGGGAACGGACAUCGUCUUUACAGCACUUUCUCUUUUCAACUUAUUAAGUUUCCCAUUAGCUGUUCUUCCGAAUGUUAUCGGGAGCGUCAUUGAAGCCCAAGUUUCUCUUAAGAGACUAUCAGACUUUAUGAUGAGUGAUGAAUUGGAGAUGAAUUCAGUCCAUAAACUUUCUCCAAAUUACGAAAAAGGUGCACCUGCUGUUGAGAUUGAAGAUGCCGACUUUUUGUGGUCUCGUCACCCUUAUAAAGUUGCUCUUGUGAACAUUAAUUACAGUGCAAAAGUUGGAGAUCUCAAUUGUAUUGUUGGAAGGGUUGGCUCUGGAAAAUCAUGUAUGCUUCAGGCUAUACUUGGUGACUUGCACAAGACUAAAGGUAUUGCAAGAGUUUAUGGUUCUGUUGCUUAUGUUCCUCAAAUUCCUUGGAUCAUGAACGGUACUAUUCGAGAGAACAUCUUGUUUGGAUGCAAGUAUGAUAAGGACUUUUAUGAAAAGACGCUUAAGGCAUGUGCUUUGAUUUUGGAUUUAGGUAUUAUGCCGGAUGGUGAUUUAACACAGGUGGGUGAAAAGGGAAUCAGCUUGUCUGGAGGUCAAAAGGCACGUUUAUCAUUGGCUAGAUCCGUUUAUGCCCGUUCGGAUGUUUACAUUUUAGAUGAUAUAUUGAGUGCGGUGGACGAGCAUGUGGGAAGACAUAUUAUCAACAAUGUUCUUGGCCCUGAAGGUUUACUUAAAAGCAGAUGCAGAAUUCUUGCUACGAACAAUUUGCACGUCCUCGUUCAUGCUGAUAAGAUUACCAUGCUCUCGCAAGGUAGAGUCCAAGAAGAGGGAAGUUAUACUGAUUUGAUGGCCAUGGAGAACAAAUCUGGUUUAUAUAAGCUUUUGAAGGAGUUUGGUCAUGCUGGAAAAAGCGGCGAUACCACUCCUGAGAAUGAAGAGUCGAACUCAGAUAAGGCUGCCGAGGCAAUUGAGAAGGUUGUCACGACCGACAGCAAAGAGUCAUUCGCCUUGGGUGAGCUUGAUUCAGAGAUUAAAGAAGCUUCAAAGCAUGUGGUUCAUAAGGCGGAAAUGGAAGAUUUUACAAAUGCUGUUAAGCAGAAGGAGAUAAUCGAGGAGCAGACAGGCAGAAAUGAAAAGCACGAACAGGGAAAGGUGAAAUGGAACGUUUAUCUUACUUAUUUCAAGGCUUGUGGGUUCAGAAAUGUUUGCAUCUUGAUUGCCUUUAUCAUCGCAUAUAUGGGAUUGUCUGUGUUGGCCAAUGUGUGGUUGAAAUACUGGUCUGAGUUGAAUAGUAGGAUGGGCUAUAACCCUAACCCAUGGAGGAAUUUGGGGAUCUACUUUGCACUUUGCAUGAUAUCUAUAGUGUUUGUUGUUAGUGAGAGUUUGGUUCAGUGGUUGCUAUGCUCUGUUUCCGGAUCCAAGAUUCUUCAUCAAAGUAUGCUAGAAAGUGUUUUGCUUGCACCAAUGCAGUUUUUUGAGACAACACCUAUUGGUCGGAUUCUUAACAGGUUUUCAAAUGAUAUAUACCGUAUCGAUGCGGUCAUGUUUAGGGUUCUUGAUAGUUUCUUUUCUACUAGUAUUAGGGUCUUGUUCACAAUCAUCGUUAUUGUGUUCUCCACUUGGCAGUUUAUCUUCUUUGUUAUCCCUCUAGGAUUUGUUUACAGAUACUUCCAGAAGUAUUAUUUGGCAUCCUCGAGAGAACUCCGGCGUUUAGACUCUGUUUCCAGAUCUCCAAUAUUUUCACACUUUGAAGAGACAUUGAGGGGUGUUGCAACUAUCAGGGCAUACAAUCAGAUUAAGAGAUUCAUAUUCUUGAAUCAGUACAAUACAGAUAAGAAUAUGAGUGCUUACCAUCCAGCUGUGAGUGCUAAUCGGUGGUUGGCUGUCCGCCUUGAAUUUUUGGGAUCACUAAUUAUUCUUGCAGCUUCUGGCUUGUUGAUCGUUACUUUAAGAGGAGGUCACGUGACCCCUGGUUUGGUCGGUUUGUCGGUUUCAUAUGCUUUACAGAUUACCCAAUUCUUGAACUGGAUUGUCAGAAUGACUGUUGAUAUCGAAUCUAAUAUUGUUUCCGUGGAAAGAGUCAUGGAGUAUGCUAAAAUCAAACCAGAGGCACCACAAUUUAUCGAGUCACGCAAGCCGGCUGAUAAUUGGCCUUAUAAGGGAGCAGUCCGGUUUGUACACUAUUCUGCAAGGUAUAGGCCGGACCUUGAGUUGGUGUUGAAAGAUAUCAACUUAUCAAUUAAAUCACAGGAAAAAGUUGGUAUCGUGGGUAGAACUGGUGCAGGUAAAUCUUCAUUGACUCUUGCUCUAUUCAGACUUAUUGAGGCUUCUGGAGGUCAUAUAAACAUAGAUGAUCUGGACACCAGUAAGCUUGGCCUAUUUGAUUUGAGAUCUAGGCUUUCGAUUAUUCCACAAGACUCUCAAAUAUUCCAAGGCACUAUAAGAUCCAAUUUGGAUCCAACUGAUCAGUAUACAGACGAGGCUUUAUGGAAUGCUCUUAAGUUAUCUCAUCUAAGCGAUCAUAUCAAGAAGAUGUAUGAGGACAUAGAUGACAAGUCAACUGUCAAAUAUAAUCCAUUACUCUCACCUGUCAGUGAAGGUGGCUCGAAUUUAUCUGUUGGCCAGAGACAGUUGAUGUGCUUAGCAAGGGCCCUUUGUAAAGAAAACUGUCGGAUUCUUGUGCUGGAUGAGGCUACUGCUAAUGUUGAUGUUCAAACGGACUCGAUUGUGCAGCAAACGAUAAGAUCUGCAUUUAAAGAGAGAACUAUUCUCACGAUUGCCCACAGAUUAAACACCAUUAUUGACAGUGAUCGGAUCAUCGUGUUGGACAAGGGAAAAGUGGCUGAAUUUGACACGCCUGAUAACCUCUUGAAGGACAAAUCAUCAUUGUUCUAUUCGUUGUGUAAGGAAGGAGGACUUAUUGAGGAUACGGAUUAG